GUGACGAGUCCGCACGCUCGAAACAGCGCCGCGCCUCGCGAUGAGUGAUGCCAGCAUUGUGCCCGGAGGUGUCGACUCCUCGCUGCCUGAGGCUUCGGAGGGUCCGGCACCAGCAUCAAUCACCGAGGGCUUGGCUGAGGUCUUGCCGGUGAAUGCCAAGAGGAAAGAUGGGAAGAAUGACGUGUUCUACAACCCAGCUCAGGUCUUCAACCGAGAUCUCAGCGUCUUGGUGCUGUCGGUCUUCGCCAAAGUGCGUGAGGAGGAGUUUGCGGAGAAGGACCGCCUGCGCCUGGAACGCUUCCGGGCCAAGGUGAAGGUGCCGGAGGUCGUCCAGGGUGAGCAAGCGGAUGAGCGAGAGAAUGAGGCGUGUAAGGAGUUGCCAAAGGAGGGUGAUCAACCGCCGAGCAGCCUCCUUGGCCAGGAGGAGGUGCCAAAUGAGGGUGAUCAGCCUGGGCUGAGAAGCAAGGAGGAGGUGCCAAAUGAGGGUGAUCAGCCUGGGCCGAGCAGCAAGGAGAUGCGCCAGCUGCAGCUGCCCACGCCCUCAGGGCUGAAAGUGCUAGAGGCACUGGCUGCCACAGGCAUCCGCACCGUGCGCUAUGCGAAGGAGUUGCCCUUCGGGCCCGGGGGGAUCGCCAGCAUCGUGGCCAACGACUUGGAUCCCAACGCCGUGGUGCGCCCCAACACCGGGGAGCACAUGAAGCGGAACUUUGCCCACAACGAGUUGCCCAGCCACGUACAGGCCGUCAAUUCGGAUGCCAACGCGCACAUGUACAGCAAGCGCGCCAAGGGCACGGGUGGGCUAGGGCUCAGUGCGUACGACGUGAUCGACCUGGAUCCCUAUGGCACGGUGGCGCCCUUCAUCGACUCUGCGGUGCAGGCGGUGGCAGAUGGUGGUCUCUUGUGUAUCACCUCCACGGACAUGCCGGUGCUUGGUGGGAACCACCCCGAGACCUGCUUCGCCAGGUACGGUGGAUCUGCGCUCAAGUGUGGGUAUGUCCAUGAAAUGGCUCUACGCUUGGUGCUCCAUGCCUUUGCCACCGCGGCUGCUCGCUGCGGCCGAGAGGUGCGGCCUUUAUUGUCUGUGUCCAUCGAUUUCUAUGUGAGGCUCUUCGUGCGAGUCUUCGACUCUCCGGCCCGCGUGAAGCGUCACGCGAGCAAGACCGGCUUGGUGCACCAGUGCGUCCAGUGCGAGAGCUUCUUCGUUCAAAAGUUCGGCGAGAUUGAGGGCAGCAAGGAGGCGAAGUUCAAGGUGGCGCGCGUCACCGUGCCGGGCAGCGAAUGCCCCGAGUGUAAAGGCCGCAUGAAGGUUGGAGGUCCGUUUCACUGCGGCCCACUCUACGACCGAGACUUCCUGCAGCGCUGCCUGCAGGUCUGUUCAGCGGAGAACAUGUCCUCGCUGCCGGGCAUCGUCAGUUGGAAGAAGAUCACCGGUCUACUCACCGCCAUGAGCGAAGAGAACGACGAGGCCUUGUACUACAAGCUGCCCAACCUCUGUAAGUCCUUGAAGGUGAAUCAGAUGCCCUUGCGCCAAUUCCGUGGCACCUUGAUCUCUCUUGGUUAUCGAGUCUCGCACUUCCAUCGCGAGCCGCAGGCCAUCAAAACGGAUGCGCCCAAUCAUGUGGUCUUCGACUUAUUGCGGCUUUGGGCAGAGGAGCACCCGCCCACGAAUUGCCCGCUUCCGGAGCUCCUGAAGAAGGAAUUCUCCUUGUCAAGACCUCUGGAGUGGAAGACGGAGAGCCAUGAGGGGGACAAGGUGGCCAAGUUCCUGCCCAACCCAGAGCCCAACUGGGGCCCAAAGCCCCGCGCGCGCUCCGGGGUGGAGAAGCCAGAGGACCCAACGGAGCCGGACAGCAAGAAGCCACGCCGGGAAGAGGAGAAGCUCAAAGAGCCCAGACCUGCGUGAUGCGGUACCAACAUCGGCAAAGAGAAUGCCCAUCACCAGCACCGCGAGAUUUUCACCGUUCUUGUGGGAGAGUUCGACCAGACAAGUUGUUCUUCGCUGCUAGACUUCCCACCUUCGCACCUUAUGUGAGGCAUCUCAACUUGACUC
Molecule: messenger RNA, 2050 nt
Organism: Durusdinium trenchii
Lineage: Eukaryota; Dinophyceae; Suessiales; Symbiodiniaceae
Source: the annotation of a GenBank genome assembly